AUGCGCACUCGUUCUCAGCCCAUCUCCCCCGGGGGCUUUCAGUCCCUCGACGACAAGCCUCGUCGAAGACGUGCGACACGAAGUGCCUCAGUGACCGAGGAACCCGAACCAACCGAGCAAACAACCACCGCCAUACAGCCUAAACCAGCUGCUUCAAAUCGCCCUGGCCGCCCAAGAAAAGGUACUACUAGUAAAAAGACCGCCAGGAAAUCGAAAGUGGCCCAGUCGCAUGCUCCCGCACCCGAGGAAUCUUCAUCAGUUCCAACCGAACAGUUAGAAGCGUCCACUGCUGAGCGACCUCUCGAGAUGCAAGACCUGGAGCCUAGUACCAACACAAGUCAUCUCCCCAAUGGAACUCCUUCUCGACGUGAUAGACUUCUAGGCCCACGACAGGCUACUCCUAUCGCGCGCCGCUCCCGCGCCUCAUACUCCGAUAUCUCAAGCCGUCGCCGGAAAGAUGCCGGCGGACGCGUGGCCCAAACUCUUUUCCGUUUACCAGAUCUAGUCGACCAGGCCUUAACUGCUGAGCCCACCACGCCAGGCCGACGCGCUUUUGUCACUGAAGACGCUGCUACGGCCGUUGCGUUCCCUAGUACCCCAGCGCAAAAUCAAACUACACCCACUGCACCCAAGACCGCCCCGGCCGCCGGCCAACGUGCCGAACCAGGAGCCAGCGCCAGUACACCGCGCAGCUGGAGCCGAUGGAUUUUCAAUUCCGUGUCCCGGAGAUGGUCUACCAUUCGUGGACGCAUUGGACCUCGCAACCCCGACGACGCCGAGCCUGAAGCCGAUGAAGAGGCAGCAGCAGAUGAAGAAGUAGAGCCACCCACCACACCAACUGCUACUUCAACUGCCGUGGUCGCCGUCGAGCCUGCUGAUACACUAGUCCCGUCUGGCUCGGUCCCUCGUCGUAUGCGCAAGCGAGCCAAGUCAAACUACACGUACUCUCUCCGCCCUGCUGGCUUCAGUGAGGAACUUCUUACUAGUUGCUAUAGCAGAAUGCGCACUACCCCCGCUAAUACAGACGAUGAUGACUCUAAGAAGCGCAAGCGAGAGCCGUCACCCGAAUCGAUUCCAAACCCACCGGGAUGCAGCUACGGUCUCAAUGAUGAAUUCUUUGAAUUUGAUUCAGACGACGAGAAAUGGGCCGAGGAAGAACAGGCUCGCCGGGAUGCUCUCGCCCAAGAAACUGCUCCCUCAGCUGCAAAGAAGCAGCGUGUUGAUAACCCACAGCCAAAACGACGUCGCCAUGUUCUCCACCAAAGCACCCCGCGCAAAGCCGAAGAACGUCCUGGCUAUAAUGCCAAUCGACCUACACGAUUGUAUCAAGCGACUGAUCUGUCCGCAGUCGAAUCCAGCGAGUUCCUCUCCGAAGGCGAGAAUGGACCUUAUGUCACUCAAAACCGCAUCGACAAUCGCAACACUGCUCCUAUUGUUGUCACAAACCCACAUGGCACCUUCCGUACACCCGGAUGGGACUCCUCUUCAGACCCUGUCAUGGAAGAGACCCCAUUCGCACCGCCUCGUCACGAAGCUGAAGCUUCUUCCCCUGCUAAUGGUAUGUUUUCGAACCCAGGAUUUCCCUCCUCACCCCCAGAGAUCUAUACUUUAAGCCCAGAUCUACGCGAAACCUUGAACCGAAAUGGGAUACCCCAGACGCGGCGUCGUAUUUUCCCAUAUCCGCAUGCCAUGGACGCAACCUUAUCUUACACUGAAGCUGACCUAAUGAAUGAAGAAGCCAGUCCUUCUACCUCAGGACCGGGCAAUGAAACCCAGGAUCCAAACGAUGAUAACACGACUGAUGCUACCCGCGACGCCUCGACACAGGCCAUUGAUCCAUCCCCACUCAGCCGAGCCCGUAACAAGGCUGAACAAUUCAAACCUAAAACACCUAGUCGUCUUCGCGAAGCUCACCGUUUCCCGAGCAGUACCCCCAAUUCCACCGCCUCCCCUUCAUAUCUCAAAGACCUGAAGAGCACACCUUCCCUUUUCAGUGAUCCUAUGUCAAUGGAUGGAUCCUCUUACUUGAAGCCUGCGGUAUCCGCCAGUGGAUCUGCCACACCCUCUGCUACUCCGUCUGCCGCCCCUGCCACCCCAGUUGAUGCACCCACUAUCUCUCGUGCAGCUACUACAGCUGGUAGUGCUUCACUUGCUUCCGCCCAGAACCCUCCCACCUCUACCAACAAUUCCCUCGUCGGCCUGGACUUUAGUGAUAUCGGGCCUGACUGGUUACGUUACGAGUGUCCCAGCGGCUCUUUGAACCAGCUCAUGUGGCCUAACCCUACUGAGAUCACCGAAGUGUUACAUUCUGAAGCCAAACCGACUGUCAGCCUCAAAUGGGAGCAACGGAACCAAGAAGCAGUCAAUUGCUGGUUACAACAAAUCGAGUCCGAAAGCUCGUGA
Penicillium angulare is the source of this 2403-nucleotide messenger RNA. RefSeq lists its product as uncharacterized. The transcript has 2 exons. The coding region runs from base 1 to 2403 and encodes 800 amino acids. Lineage: Eukaryota; Fungi; Ascomycota; Eurotiomycetes; Eurotiales; Aspergillaceae. The record is from RefSeq and is a predicted model, not a curated record.